Molecule: messenger RNA, 1440 nt
Organism: Oryza brachyantha (malo sina)
Lineage: Eukaryota; Viridiplantae; Streptophyta; Magnoliopsida; Poales; Poaceae
Exons: 1
Coding region: 8-1381 (457 amino acids)
Source: RefSeq, a predicted model, not a curated record
UCGCAGAAUGACGUCGCCGGCGGUGCGCGUGGUGUCGACGCGCACGGUGAAGCCCGCACCGCCUCCGCCGCCGCGGGAGCGCAUCCCGCUCACGUCGUGGGACGUCGCCAUGCUCUCCCUCAACUACAUCCAGAAGGGCCUCCUCUUUGCGCCGCCGCCGCCGCCCGCCUCGCCGCCUCUUCUCUCCACCGCCCACGUCGUCGGCCACCUCGCCGACGCCCUGGCCGCCGCGCUCCACGCGUACUAUCCCGUCGCCGGCCGCCUCGUCACCGACCCGCACCCAGCUGGCUGCUCCGUCUCGAUCGACUGCGGCGGCCAGGGUGUCCAGAUCGUCCACGCCGUCGCCGACGGCGUCUCCAUCGCCGACGUCGUCGCGCCCCCUGACGCUGACAUCCCGCGGAUCGUCCACUCUUUCUUCCCGCUCCGAGACGCUGUCAACCACGACGGCCACCACCUCCCGCUGUUUGUUGUCCAGGUCACCGAGCUCUCCGACGGCGUGUUCGUCGGCUUCGUCUACAACCACGCGCUCUCCGACGGGACGGCAUUGUGGAACUUCAUCAACGCGUGGGCCGAGAUCGCGCGCGCCAGGCUUGCGCCUACGCCGGCGCUGACGUCGCGGCAGCCACCAAUGCUCAAGCGGUGGUCGCCCGACGGCGCGCCGGUUGUGCUGCCGUACGCCGACCUGUCCAAGCUCAUCGAGAGGCCGGAGCCGCCCCAGCUGCGGGAGAGGAUGCUUCACUUCACGGCGGAGUCCCUGGCGGCGCUCAAGGAGUGUGCUCGGCAAGAGCUCCUGGCAGCCGGGGACACGGCCGGCGCCGCCGCCCUGACGAGGUUCCAGGUGCUGAGCUCGCUGCUGUGGAGGUGCGUCACCCGGGCCCGGCUGCUGGCACCGGACCAAGAGACGGUUUGCCAAGUGGCCAUCAACAACCGCGGGCGCCUCCGGCCGGCGCUGCCGCCGGAGUACUUCGGCAACAGCAUCGACGUCAUCAGCACGGAGGCGGUGCGCGCGUCGGAGCUGCUGCAGCGCGGGCACGGGUGGGCGGCGGCGGCCGUGGGGCGCGCGGUGGCGGCGCACACGGACACGAGCAUCCGGGCGCGCGUGGCGGCCUGGACGUCGAAGCCGGCGGUGUACACGAUGGGGAGCUUCGAUCCGACGGGUGUGCUGAUGGGGAGCUCGCCGCGGUUCGACAUGUACGGGUGCGACUUCGGGUGGGGGAAGGCGGUGGACGCACGGAGCGGCACGGCGAACAAGACCGACGGGGAGACGGCGCUGUACCCGGGGCGGGACGGCGGAGGCAGCGUAGACGCCGAGCUGAUGCUGACGCCGGAGCACAUGGCGGCGCUGAAGCAUGACGACGAGUUGUGGUUAUUUGCUAACUAACUUCAUUUUGCUUGUAUCGCUUUAAUGAGUUCUAUAUAUCAUGAAAUAAAGGUGACCAU